AGACUAUAUACAACUAAAAUACUUACAACCACAGACACAAAAUUCAAGUAUCAUUUCCACUGCCAAUUCUACUUGGAAAAUUAUACUCUUUUAAGUCCAAGAAAAUUGAGGAUUCUUGCAUUGGCUUGUGACUCUGAGUUGUGGAAAUGGAAACUUUAUUUCCUACUACUUUUAUGCCAAAUUCAAAUUGGAUGAUGCAACAGAGCAAAAGCACAGAAUGGACUAAAGAAGAGAACAAGAAAUUCGAAAGUGCACUUGCAAUAUACGACGAAAAAACUCCGAAUAGAUGGUCAAUGGUAGCAGCUAUGAUCCCUGGGAAAUCAGCACUUGAUGUGAUGAUGCAGUACAAAGAAUUAGUUGCAGAUGUUAGUGAUAUUGAAGCUGGAUUGGUCCCAACUCCGAGGCAUUUCGCUUCUUCUUUUACGUUAGAAUUCGUCGAUCAUCGCGAGAUUCAUACGUUUAGAAAGAGAGGCAAGUCUUGUGAUCAAGAAAGAAAGAAAGGUGUACCAUGGACAGAGGAAGAGCACAGGCGAUUUCUAAUGGGGCUUGAGAAGUAUGGUAAAGGAGACUGGAGAAACAUAUCAAGGAAUUUUGUGAUCUCUAAAACUCCAACACAAGUGGCUAGUCAUGCUCAGAAAUACUACCUAAGGCAACUUUCAGGAGGGAAAGACAAGAAGAGACCUAGCAUCCACGAUAUCACCACCGUUCAUCUCACAGUCGACGAGUUGCUCAACAACAACAACAACAACAAAUCAAUGUGUGACGACACAUAUAGUGUGUCCCCAUUGCAGAAAUCAACGAGCACAGGAGAUGUACUAAUCGGUUUCUGGAACGAUUCAAAUGAUGAAGCCCUCAUGACUUAUGGUUCGAUGUAUGACAGCUUGGUAUGAUACGACUUGAGCUUAAAGAAAGAAGUGAGGAUUCAUAUAGCCGAUCUCAACUUGUUUGAGACUGAAGCAUAGUAGUUAUUGUGGUUUGAUCAGAACCCUCGAUCGAUUGUCUAUUGGAGGAUGUUGAACUAACAGUGCUAGUUGUAUUUUGCAGCUCCAUUGUUGAUCAAGUGAGGUUGAAAAGAAAAUGUCAAUAUUGGAUUUUGUUUGGAAUCUUGAAGUAAUGUAAAAUGUAAAUCAAGUUUUAGUGUGGUAUAUGCCUAGUUUCUUUGUUGUGAUUUCAGACUAUUACACAUGUAAAUAUUCAAUCAUUUCUCCUGAAUGUAUCUCUUCUUUGAUGUGAUCACAAA
Messenger RNA from Nicotiana tabacum (common tobacco), 1240 nucleotides. RefSeq names its product transcription factor DIVARICATA-like. Gene Ontology annotation, molecular function: DNA binding. The record is from RefSeq and is a predicted model, not a curated record. Lineage: Eukaryota; Viridiplantae; Streptophyta; Magnoliopsida; Solanales; Solanaceae.